This is a messenger RNA of Telopea speciosissima, 951 nucleotides long. RefSeq lists its product as uncharacterized. The record is from RefSeq and is a predicted model, not a curated record. Bases 39 to 902 code for a protein of 287 amino acids. The transcript has 5 exons. NCBI's taxonomy places the organism in Eukaryota, Viridiplantae, Streptophyta, Magnoliopsida, Proteales, Proteaceae.
GGAGUUUGUGUGUGUGUGUGAGAGUGGAUCGAAUCGUGAUGAUAUUGAAUCCUGCCUCAGUGAUCGUUCCUCAGAGGCCGCCUCUGAGGAGAGUUCGCAUGGUUACCAACAUCAGCAGUACAGAGCAGUUGCGAACUCAACUGGACCAACUUCACUCUGAAGCAGAGAAAACUAGACUCAAAGCAAAUAAUGCAAGAUUAAGGCUUAUGAGAUUGUCAGAGGUGGCAGAGAAGCUUAAAAAGCAAGCAGCAAUUGAUGUUCGGCUUGGGAAGGAAAAUGAAGCAAGGGAACUGCUCAUUCAAAAAAAGAAAGUAAUGCAAGCUUUAGAGAAGUCAAAGUGCCGCAUUCAGUUUCUUGAUGAGCUUUCAGCAAAGCUUAAUGAGGCAAUUUCUGUAAAAGAGACACAGCUAAUUGGAAAUGUUGCUUUGGAUCUGGAAGUUGAAAGAGAAGAUGCUUCUGGUCCAAUUCGGAUCAUCUCUCUGCAGGAGGAGACAGAAUUUGAUGCAAAUAGAAAUGAAGACUUUAAGCCAGUUGUCAUGGACCUUAAUGAGGAUCAGCAAGAGCAGUUUACGACAGAAGCUCAAGCAAACCUUUUCAUUAACCAACAGCAAGAGGAUAUUGAAGAAAGUACUAUGAGCACAAGAAUUUGGAAUGAAGAGUGUAUAAGUAGCAGCUUGAAGGGUAUAUCCUCUUAUGAGAAUUUCCUAGAACAUGUGGAUCAACAGCUUAACAAAAUUGAAGUAGAAGUUGCCACUAUGUUACGCCUCUGGAUGUUUGUACUCGAAAGUGAAGAACAGACAAAAAAUUCAAAGGUGCAGCAUGCUGUUGAAAUCCUUGAGAACGUGCGUGGCAUUAGAGGGAGGAUUGCAAGUAUCAAGCAAGCAAAAGCAGAGAUCAGAUAGAAGCUUACAAAUUCUCUUCUCACAGAAAAGAUGUAGAUUUGAAGUUUGU